UUUUGGCGGGAAUCCCAAUUAAAGGCUCCGGCUGGAGUGUAAGGGGUAUUAUUGGAAAUUACUAAGGUCUUGUGUAUAGCGUAAUUACGGUAUUGCAUUUAGACUCGCUGAUAUAUAUAUUUUACUUUGAAUCCAAAAUAUCUGCCGACUGACAAAUUACCCGAUCUGCAGCACAAAUUCUCCGAUGAGCUUAUCUCUGCUGCAAGGCUACUCCUCCGCCGAAGAAGACGACGGCGACCAACUGUUGCUGCAAGAGGAACAGCUCUCCUCCGAUGAAGAGGCGAACGACGCCGUUCCGAAGACUAGCCGUUCCUACAAACCCUUGACCGAUCCCAAUCCGCCGUCCUCUUCCUCCCUGCCUUCCGCUUUCGACGCCUUCUCCGAAAUUUCAGGACCGCCGCAGUUUCUGAACAACUCUGUGAAAGAAGAUACGCCGAAAGAAGAUGUGCAUCGGUGGAGGCACGGUGGUCGGAGAAAUCGUAAAGCAAAGAAUAAUUUACCUUCAGGUGCUGUAGUCGAAUCCAAGGCCCAAUUAGUUGGAAUCCACGAGAGAGUGAGAAGCGAUAUCGUAAGCAACGUUUCCAAAGACCAACCCAACGGUGCAAAACGUGUGGCUACAGCUGGAAACCCUAAUGCAGAAGAUGCAGCUGAACUUUUAAGGAUGUGUGUGAAAUGUGGAAUCCCGAAAACGUUCACUCAUGGGAAAGGAAUGGUUUGCCCAAUGUGUGGGGACCGCCCACCUGUCGACUCGGAUAAAGAAUCUCUGAAGAAAAAGAGUUCGGCUGUCAAGGACAAGGAGAAGAGUAAGAGGAUGAAGGGCCAAUCAUCACAUGCCACGUGGAAAAGUGAAACGGAGAUGCAACUCAGGCAGCAGUUUGAUUAGAGAAAAACGAGGCUAGAGUUUUCGAUGACCUCAUCAUGUAUGUUUAGUUUUUUUGUUUUUUUUUUUUUUUUUUGAACUUUUAGAAAUUGCGGAUGGAUCUGUGCUAUAAUUUGUUGUCACCUCUAUUUGUAUCUGUUACUUUGUUCGUUUAUUCU
Messenger RNA from Erythranthe guttata (spotted monkey flower), 1038 nucleotides. Its product is annotated as plant/protein. The record is from RefSeq and is a predicted model, not a curated record. Lineage: Eukaryota; Viridiplantae; Streptophyta; Magnoliopsida; Lamiales; Phrymaceae.